Molecule: messenger RNA, 2751 nt
Organism: Amphimedon queenslandica
Lineage: Eukaryota; Metazoa; Porifera; Demospongiae; Haplosclerida; Niphatidae
Exons: 10
Coding region: 34-2706 (890 amino acids)
Biological process (GO): signal transduction
Molecular function (GO): protein binding
Source: RefSeq, a predicted model, not a curated record
ACGUUAGGGUGUGGCUCAGUAGCUGCAAAAGCAAUGGCUCAACACGUACACAAAGAAAGGUCUUUCGAUGCAUUCUUGUCUUCUGUUCCUCUUCUUCCUGAGUUAGUAGAGCACAUUGAUGUUGGUACUAAGUGGCUCCUCUUGGGUACACUGCUUCACGUUGAUGAUAAGAGAUUGGAUGGUAUUGAGCAGUUACAAGGACAUGAUGAUACAAGCAAGACACUAAAGAUGUUUCAACACUGGCUGACCACUACUCCUACUGCUAGUAGGAGACAAGUACUAGAAGUAUUGAGAAAGAGUGUGGUUAAACAACAUUUAGUUGCUGAUAAGUAUGAGAAAUAUUUAAGGGAGCUUCAUGACACUAUAUCUACUGAAGCAUUUUCUAUUUUUCAAAGGAAUAUUCAGUCAUUGAAUAAAGCUCUUGUCUCUUUGGUACAAGUGUCUCAACUGUUAUACUGUAAGAGAUGUAUAAGUGAAGCUACUCUGGAUGAAAUGGAGAGGAUAAAUCAGAGCAGGUCGCUAGAUGACAAGAAGACCACUCUAUUGACUGCCAUGAAAGAAACAGUGUCUAGUGACUACAGGAAACUUAAAGAUAUUGCUACAGUGCUGUCUGAUGUUGAAGAAACAAGAGAUAUAGGCAAGAAAAUUAUGUCCAAAUAUGAAGAGAAAAUUUCUCAAGAUGAUGAUAAUACAGUAGGACAACCACAGGAAGUAGUAGAUGGGAAUGAAAAUUGUGCUAGUGAUAUAUUGAGGAAUAAUUACAGUGCUCUCUCUCAGUCAAUUACUCAGCCAGUUUGCGUCGCAGAGUGGCUUCAAGAGGUUAUAUCCGAUCAGACUUUGUCUUGUGUCACAUCUUCAAGAGGUUCUGUCUCUGACAGUAGAGCAGUUCUCCUCAAAGCUGUACGAGAUGCUGUUCACUCCAAUUACAAACACCUGGAGUUGUUUGUUACUGUAUUGAGGAAGUUUUCAGAGACUGCUCAUAUUGGAGAUACUAUUUUUGAAGAAUAUAGAAAGUAUUUCAAUUGUUGUGACAAUGAUGUUAAAGAGAGUGACAUUUACUUGGCGCAACAAAAGUCUAUGUCAGCUACUUCAGAAAGUUCCUUAGUUGAUGACAAUGAAAAGGAUAAACAUGGUAAUCAUAAAAUUCUUUUCCCCCGAGAUAUGAAGAAAAAGUUUAAAGAAAUGAGAUCAAAAUUUGGAUAUACUUUUUUUCGAGUUCGGCAUAUUUUUUAUAGCAAGAAAAGUGCUUUAAAUAUUGAUGAAAUGAAGGAACUAAUAAUUGACUUGUUUCCUGAUUUGAAAUCACAACUUUCUUAUGAAGUGGCAAUUAGUGAAUUAUUAAAUGUAGUAAAAGGAAAGUGCAGUAUUGUUGACUUAUGUCCCCUCGAAAAUUUAGCUUUUCAAUUUAACAUAGAAGAGGCUGAGCCAAUCAUUGAGUCAUUCAAAGAGGAAGCUAAGGAUUUCUGCAAGUUGGUAUCAGUGAGUCUUUGCCUUGAUGAGAAACUACAAGCAGUUGCUACUCCAUCUCGCCUUUUAUGUGAAACAGUUGUAUUCGUCUUCAAUUGGAAUCCUGAUGAACAUACGCUGCAGGAUAUCAAUGAUGUUUUGGAUGAGUUAGAACCACUACAUAAGUGCCACAUACAGAUUGAUAAAGUUGGUACUGGCCGAUCAGUUGUAGUAACCUGUUACUGUCCUGCUGAAUACACUGACUUGCUCAAAAGUGCUGUGCUUGAAAAGAUAAAUAUGCUGCAAGGGAAAGGAUUAAAGGAAUUUGCAAUUGGAAACUCUACUGUUUGGGAUACUACUCAGGACUUGCUAGCACAGAACGAUGAGUUAAAAGCUAAUUUAAAAGGCAAAAAUGACACAAUAACAGCUUUUGAAAUAGAGUUGGCAACUAUCAAGGAACAAUCAGAAAACAGAUUUAAAAAAAUAGAAGCAUUAAAAAUGGACCUUAUUCAAAAUGAGGAAGUAAUAAAUAAACUGAAGAAUGAAAUUUCAAUAUUAAGAAAAGAAAUUAUGGACAGAGACAAAUCAAAAAUUAUACUUGAUCUAUUAUUAGAAGAGGCAAAGAAAGAGGUAGAAUCAGCAAAAAAACUGUCAGAGAAGAGACUACAAAAAAUUGAGGAAUUGAAACUAAAACUUGAAAGCAAUAAUGAUUCACCAGUACUGGAGUCAAGUGAAGCUUCUGAUACUGACACAUCAAUACAAGAAGAUGAAAAUGUAGAGUGGUCUGAGGAUGGUGUACGCCUUUUUAAUCCUUCACUAGAUAGCUGUGAAGAAGUAAUCAGUAAACUGGAAGAUAAACAUGAAAUAAUGGUGCUCAUUGAUUCACCAUCUGAAAUAAUUCAGUUCCUAAUACCAACUAUAUUGGAAAGAAAAGCAAUAAAACAGCUAACUAUAAUAUACUCAUCCUUAACUCCUGAGGAUAUCCUCUCAUUCUCUUCUCAACUUUCAACCAACAAAUCGUUAACAAGUCUGCAGAUUAUUCAUAGUUCAAUCAGUGAUGAUGGAGUCAUUGUAUUAGCACAAGCACUGCAAUAUAAUGAAACACUUCAAUACUUGUAUUUUAAUGAUAAUCCUGACAUCACUUCAGCCAGUGCUCAAUCGCUAGCGAAACUUUAUAAGCUCAGUUGCCUUAAUCUUGAUAAUACUAACAUUGAUCCUAAAGAAGUAAAUGGAUUUGAUGGAAUCACUCAGGACCAAUAAUAUACAAUGAGCUGAAAGAUGUUUUGCUUUUACAAUAAUUUUAGU